AUGGCCGAGCAUCAGACAGAAAUAGCCGGCAAACCCGCCGACCCCUACAAAGCCACCAACCUCGAAACCGACGUCCCCCUCGAAAAAAAGAUCCAAGACCUCAGCCACUUCAUCGCCCACUGCAAGUUCGCCAUGAUGACCACGCGGGACGCCGCCACGGGGGGGUUGAUGUCGCGGUGUAUGGCCUUAGCGGCUCAGGAAACCGGCGGCAUCGACCUCCUCUUCCACACCAACACCGCCUCCGGCAAAGCCUCCGACCUCGCCAGCGACAGCCACACCAACAUCAGCUUCCUCAACCACUCCACCGGCGACUGGGCCUCCAUCAGCGGCACGGCGCGCGUCGAAACCGACCGGAGCCUCGUGCACAAACACUACUCUUCACAUCUCAAAGCCUGGCUUGGGGAUCUCGGGGAUGGGGUACAUGAUGGGGGACCGGAGGACCCGCGGUUGGGGGUGAUUAGAGUGCGGAUGGCGUCGGCGCAUUAUGCGGUGGGUUCGAGGGGGGUGGUGGGACAUUUGGCGCAGGUUGCGCAGGGGGUUGUGAGGGGGAAGGUGGCGGGGGUUAAUAAGUUGAGGGAGAUUGGGGAGGAGGAGGUUAGGGAGUGGAGGGAGAAAUGGGAGAAGAGGGGGGGUGAGUGA
Molecule: messenger RNA, 639 nt
Organism: Dichotomopilus funicola
Lineage: Eukaryota; Fungi; Ascomycota; Sordariomycetes; Sordariales; Chaetomiaceae
Exons: 2
Coding region: 1-639 (212 amino acids)
Source: RefSeq, a predicted model, not a curated record